AUGAGAAUUACACCGCUCAGUAAUGGGUAUUUUAUUGUUUCUUUCACAAAGCAAGAAGAUCUCAAUUAUGCUUAUCAAGAAGGUCCGUGGAUGAUAGAUGACCAUUACCUCCUAGUACAGAAGUGGCGACCAAAUUUUAAUCCCUGGAAAGCGGAUACCCAGAGGAGGAUUGCAGCUUGGAUCAGAAUAAUGGAUUUACCGGUUGAGUUAUAUAAUGUGGAAUCACUGAGACGUAUUGGAAACAUGGUUGGAAGGACCUUGAAGAUAGAUUUAUCAACCUCUAUUUUAGAUAUGGGGGCCUUUAGACGAAUCUGUGUUGAGUUAGACUUAAGCCAGCCUUUACUCCCUUCAUUUAUGCAUUUCGGUGAGGAUAUAAAAAUAGGAUAUGAAGGAUUGCACCUAGUGUGUUUUCAUUGCGGUAAAUAUGGUCAUCAUAAGGAUGUUUGCCCAGAGAAAAUUGUUCCUUCAAAGCUGGGGAAUACUGAUACAGUUGAAAAGAGCAGGGAAGCGGAUCAGAAAGUGUAUACUAGCGAGGAAAGGGAUGAGUUUCGGGCUAUUUCUGAGGAGGUCCCUGUAAGUAAUGCAGUGCCGGUAAAGGAAAAAAUUAGAGAGAUGGAAAACACGGUGGCCGGAGACAGAUACGGACCGGAGAUGCUGAUUAAGCGUCAGUUACGCUGGAGAUAUGGUAGUGCGGAUUUGAAGGGAUUAUACGAUGGAGAUGCGAGAUUGAAGGAUAUGGAGAGAGGAGGAGGUGAAAAAAAGGGAGUGCAAUUUGCAACCGGUGAACGUAAAAGAGGCGAUCAUGGCGGACAGAAUCAGAAGGCAGCAGGAAACCGGAUUUUCAGCAAGGAGAAUAUAUUAAAGAAUCACUCAGAGUGGGUCCCAGUCGGAGCAAAACGUAAGGGAUCAACAAUUGGGAAAGUCAAAGGAAAAGAACAUAUUCCCCCUGCUGAUCGAACCAGAUCUCACGUGAUGAAGAUUAGAGAGACACGUACUGGUGGUAGUAGGGCGCAGAGACUAGCAAAGGCGAUGGGUUUCCAUAAUUUUGAAGUUGUAGAUGCUAGAGGAUUCAGUGGUGGUUUAUGGGUUUUAUGGAAUGAUGCUUCUUGGAAAAAAUCUUCUCACCAAACCGGAGCUAGUAUUAAUAAAGAGUUCUGUUCUUGGGUUGAGGAGCUCAAGCUGUCAGAUUUGGGAUGUAAGGGUCCUUACUUCACGUGGAAGCGAGCAGGAAGUGAGAAUAGGAUUGACAGAGUGCUGAGUAAUGAAAGUUUUAACAAUUAUUUUCCUGAGGCAGUUGUUACUCAUCUCCCUUUCUUCAAAUCAGAUCAUCGUCCCUUAUUACUUCGUUUGACUAGUCAAGGUUGUGCUAGAAAGAUUAAAGACCGUCCUUUUAGAUUUAAUGCAGCUUGGGUCCUUCAUGAUGAUUUUGAGAGUUUGGUUAAUAAGAUUUGGUUGCCAGAUGAAGAUUGGUGUCUUAAUGUUUCUAACUUUACUAAUGCAGUCAACCAGUGGAGUCAUGAUGUUUUUGGACAUAUUGGUAGAAAAAAACGUCAUCUUCUCAAUAGAAUUGAAGGGCUUAAUAUCUCAGUGAAUUCAUGCUAUAAUGAGGCUUCUCUUGAGCGUCUUCAGAAGAAUCUUUGGCAGGAACUUGAAGAAGUUAUUCUCCAGGAAAAUCUACUUUCAGCUCAAAAAGCUAAAUGUAAUUUCAUCCCUUGCUCUAUUUCUUUCCCUUGCAUUGAUAAUGGCUCUUUACAUGAGUUGGUUAGUAAUUUUUGUGAUGAGGAAAUUAAGAAUGCUCUUUUUAGUAUGGGGCCUUUAAAAUCACCGGGACCAGAUGGUUUAAAUGCGCUUUUCUUUCAAAGCCAAUGGAAGUUUAUUGGUAAUUCUGUUAUAAAUAUGGUUCAGUGUAUUUUCAACAACCCAUCUCUUGUCCAUAAGAUUAAUGGGAUGUUACUUAUUCUCAUUCCUAAGAAGGAACGUCCUGAGUCCAUUCAUGAUUUCCGGCCUAUCAGCCUUUGUAAUGUUAUUUACAAAGUUGUGACUAAGGUUAUUGCUAAUAGAGUUAAAUCUCUCCUCCCUACUAUUAUUGCUCCUAAUCAAUGUGGUUUUAUUUCGGGAAGAACUAGCUCGGAUAAUAUCAUAAUAUCUCAGGAAGUUAUUCAUUCUAUGAGUAAUAUGAAAGGAAAGAAAGGCUUUAUGGCGAUUAAGAUUGAUCUUGAAAAAGCCUAUGACAGAGUUAAUUGGGAUUUUCUUAUUUCAUGCCUGGAGGAGAUUAAUUUGCCAACUAAGCUGGUUGAGGUUAUUCAGCAAUGUGUAAGAUCUUCUAAGAUGCAACUCUUAUGGGAGGGAAGUAAAAUAGAAGAAUUUAAACCGACUAGAGGUCUUCGUCAAGGAGAUCCUCUUUCUCCUUAUCUUUUUGUUUUAUGUAUUGAAAAGCUUGCUCAUCUGAUACAAGAAGAGAUUGUUAAAGGUAAUUGGAGACCCAUUCGCUUAAAAAAAGAUGGUCCUCUUUUCUCCCAUCUUUUCUUUGCUGAUGAUCUGGUUAUUUUUGCGGAAGCAACUUUGGACCAAGUACAGGUGAUUAGACAAUGUCUGGAUCGUUUCUGUGCAAUGUCCGGACAAAAGGUAAGUUACUCUAAAACUAGGGUGUUUUUCUCUAGGAAUGUGAAUCAUAAUAGAGCACAGCAGUUUAGUGACCUUCUUGAAUUUAACCGUACGGCGGAUUUGGGUAAAUAUCUUGGAGUCCCUCUCCAUCAUAAUCGUGUGACCAAUAAUACUUAUCAAUUUGUGGUGGAUAAAAUGAAACAGCGACUAUCUAGUUGGAAGGCAACUUCUAUUUCCUUUGUAGGACGAACAACCUUAACAAAGUCUGUGUUGAAUACUAUUCCUCUUUAUUGUAUGCAAACUGCUCAUCUACCUGUGAGUACUUGUGAGGAGAUUGAUAAAUGUUCUCAAGGUUUUCUCUGGGGCUCAACAAGGGAAAGGAGAAAGAUUCAUCUUGUAACGUGGGAUGAAGUGUGUAAACCAAAAAUAAAUGGUGGACUAGGUUUACGACAUGCACAUCUUCAGAAUAAAGCCUUUAUGAUGAAAGCUGGAUGGGGCCUUAUACAUAACAAGGAGGCUUUAUGGGCUAGAGUUAUUAGAAGUAAAUAUAAAUGUGGAAGGGAGCUAAUUCCACAAGUGAAUAGGACUCUCCCCGGAUCUCAGUUCUGGAGAGGUUUGAGAAAUAAUUGGGAGAAAGUUGAAGCAAAGUUAGAACUUAUAACCAACCAAGCAAAUGAGAAAGUUGUUAGAUGGAAACAUGAGAAGCAUGGUAUUUUUACAGUUCGUUCUGCUUAUGAUUCAUUGAUAGAUAGUUAUGAUUGCCCUGAUCAGAUAUGGGCCAAGAUUUGGAAGCUUCGAGUGCCUCAGCGGUGUAGAUCCUUCCUUUGGCUCAUGAGUCAUGAUCGUAUCCUUACUAAUAAAUCUCGCUUUGAUCGUCAUUUGGAUAUUCAACCGUGGUGUAGUUGUUGUCCUGAGGAGUUUGAAGACACUCUACAUGUGAUGAGACAGUGCCCUGAAGCUAAGGAAGUGUGGAUGAAAUUAUUACGCCCUUCUCAAAGACGGGCUUUCUUUACCACAGACUUACGUGAAUGGUGCAAGAUGAAUCUCAAGAUUCAGGUAACAGUUAAUAAUUUCAAGUGGUGUGAUUUGUUUGCUGUUCUGUGUUGGGCAAUAUGGAAACGUAGGAAUGAGAGAGUUUUUGAGGGACGAAGAUCGACUACAGUGAGUGUCAUCGCACAAGCUACUGUUAUCCUUAACUGCAUGAACGUGGCUAACUGUCGUUUACAAAAUACAUCUAUUGCUGGCAUUCGUCCUAAUAAUCAGGUGGAUAUGACUAUCUUAGCUACUGAUGAGCUCUUUGUUUAUGUUGAUGGGGCUUUUGUGGCUGCUACUAAUUCUAAGGGUUGUGGAGGUCUAGUUAAGGAUACCAAAGGGAAUAUCAUUGAAGCUUUCAUGCUUCGUUUAGAGAAGGGGGAUAAUCUGACGGUAGAAUUAUAG
Messenger RNA from Prosopis cineraria, 4041 nucleotides. RefSeq lists its product as uncharacterized. The record is from RefSeq and is a predicted model, not a curated record. NCBI's taxonomy places the organism in Eukaryota, Viridiplantae, Streptophyta, Magnoliopsida, Fabales, Fabaceae. The transcript has 4 exons. The coding region runs from base 1 to 4041 and encodes 1346 amino acids. Gene Ontology annotation, molecular function: nucleic acid binding; zinc ion binding.